Molecule: messenger RNA, 3399 nt
Organism: Plutella xylostella (diamondback moth)
Lineage: Eukaryota; Metazoa; Arthropoda; Insecta; Lepidoptera; Plutellidae
Product: 5'-3' exoribonuclease 2 Rat1
Biological process (GO): nuclear-transcribed mRNA catabolic process
Cellular component (GO): nucleus
Molecular function (GO): 5'-3' RNA exonuclease activity; RNA binding
Source: RefSeq, a predicted model, not a curated record
CUCUUUCUUAAAUCAUUUUCACAAUGGCACCCGCGUCGAUUUGUUUGUGUUGAAUACGUGACAUCAAAUUUAAUUCAAUUUGUGCAUCUAAACUGCUAAAACUAUUGACUACUCAAAACUCUCACAAUGGGAGUACCAGCCUUCUUUCGUUGGCUCAGCCGAAAAUAUCCAAGCGUCAUUGUAGAAUGUAUUGAACAGAGGCCAGUCGACGUGGAUGGCCAGCAGGUGCCCGUGGAUUCCUCUUUACCGAAUCCAAAUGGGGUAGAAUUUGAUAAUUUAUAUUUGGACAUGAAUGGUAUUAUCCACCCCUGCACGCAUCCUGAGGACAAGCCGGCUCCCAAGGAUGAGGACGAGAUGAUGAUUGCCAUCUUCGAGUGCAUCGACCGCCUGUUCAGGAUCGUGAGGCCGAGGAAACUGCUCUACAUGGCCAUUGAUGGAGUGGCACCGAGGGCAAAGAUGAACCAGCAGCGCUCCCGUCGUUUCCGUGCCUCCAAGGAGACCCAGGAGAAGAUUGACGAGAUUGCCCGCAUCAGGUCCGAGCUGCAGGCCAAGGGUGCCUACCUGCCCCCCGAGAAGCCUAAAGAGGCUCACUUCGACUCCAACUGCAUUACUCCCGGGACUCCGUUCAUGGACCGACUUAGCAAAUGCUUGCAUUACUAUAUUCAUGAUAGACUCAACAAUGACCCUGGCUGGAAGGGUGUGAAGGUGAUCCUAUCGGACGCCAACGUGCCCGGCGAGGGCGAGCACAAGAUCAUGGAUUAUAUCCGCAGGCAGAGAGCGCAACCGGACCACGACCCGAACACGCAGCACGUGCUGUGCGGCGCCGACGCGGACCUCAUCAUGCUGGGGCUGGCGACCCACGAGCCCAACUUCACCAUCAUUAGGGAGGAGUUUAAGCCGAACAAGCCAAGGCCUUGCGAUGUUUGUGGGCAACUGGGCCAUGAGAUGAAGGAAUGCACCGGCACAACCCCUGAAGACAACAUGGCCAAAGACCCCAACAUGGCCUUCGGAAACCAAGACAGCUUUAUCUUCGUUCGCCUGAGCGUCCUCAGAGAAUACCUUGAGAGGGAACUACAGAUGCCCAACUUACCUUUCCCCUAUGACUUCGAGAGGGCGCUGGACGACUGGGUGUUCAUGUGUUUCUUCGUCGGCAAUGACUUCCUGCCGCAUCUGCCCAGUCUGGAGAUCAGGGAGGGAGCCGUGGAUCGAUUGGUCAAUCUGUAUAAGAAGUGCGUUUAUAAGACGCGGGGCUGGCUUACGGACUCUGGUGAUGUGAACCUGGAGCGCGUGCAGGUGAUCAUGUCGGAGCUGGGGCUGGCUGAGGACGAGAUCUUCAAGCGGAGGCAGCAGAACGAGAUCAACUUUAAGAACCGCGAGAAAGCUAAGAAGCGGCGGGAACAGCAGCAGCGGCCCAACUUCAACCUUCUAGAGAGGACGCAGUUCGCCCCCACGCCGAUCGGCCAGGGUCCGCAAACAGUGCAGAACGCCCGGCAAGAAGCCGCCAACAUUCGUCUAGCUGGCAUGAACAGAGACUCGGCGCCGGACAACUCCAACAACCGCAAGCGCUCGGCCGGGGCGGCCGGGCUGGACGAAGAAGAAGAUGAGCAGAAGCACGACGAGGUGCGGCUGUGGGAGGACGGCUUCAAGGAGAGAUACUACGAGAGCAAGUUCGAGGUGUCCCAGGAUAACCUCGAGUUCAGGUACCGAGUGGCCCUGCAGUACGUGCGCGGGCUGUGCUGGGUGCUGCGCUACUACUACCAGGGCUGCGCCAGCUGGAAGUGGUACUUCCCGUACCACUACGCGCCGUUCGCGUCCGACUUUGUGAAUAUUGGCGGUUUAGCUACGGCCUUCGAGACUGGGACUGAGCCUUUCCGUCCGCUGGAGCAGCUGAUGGGCGUGUUCCCGGCCGCCAGCUCCACGCACGUGCCCAAGCCCUGGGCCAAGCUCAUGAGCGAUCCCUUCUCGCCGAUCAUCGACUUCUACCCCACGGACUUCAAGAUCGACCUGAACGGCAAGAAGUUCGCGUGGCAGGGGGUGGCGCUGCUGCCGUUUGUCGAGGAAAAUAGGCUGUUUAAGGCUCUCGAGCCGUAUUAUGGCGAGCUGACUGCUGCUGAGAGACAACGCAACAUCCGCGGCAACGACCGUCUCUACGUCGACCCUUCCAACCCGGCGUACCAGUUCCUACUAGGCCUGUACUCGGGGGCGGGCGGCGAGCUGCGGGGGCGGGCGGGCGGCGAGCAGCAGUACCCGCUGCGGAGCGAGGGCGUGCGCGGGCAGCUCAUGCUGGCCAGCGAGAAUGUACCUGUCAAUGGACAACUCAACUCCCCAGUCGUCGGGCUGCCCCCAGUGCUCGGCAACCAAGUUGUCUGCGUGCGCUUCGUGGAUCCCGAGUACCCUGAGGACUUCAUCUUCCCGGCGCGGCGGCUGCCCGGGGCUACGGAGCCACUGCGAGUGUUGAAGCCAGGGGAUCUGAGCCAGCAGGGGAACAGGAACUGGAGGCCGCAGAUUGGCAUGGUUCCCUCCAACACGCUGGCGUCUCUAGAAGCGGCUGGACAUCGCAUGCUGGGCCACCAUCUGCCUCGCGACCGCUCCUACUCGCACGUGCCGCCGCCGCAGCAGCACCAGAACCAACAUAAUCGCGAUCGGUCUCAAAGCUACGGACCCCAGCGAAGCGGGUACGUCCCCUACCAGAACCAGAGGCAUCAAGGUGACCAGGGCUACAACCAAGGCAACCAAGGAUACAACCAAGGCAACCAAGGAUACAACCAAGGCCGCCAAGGCUACAACCAGGGAGGUCAAAGCUAUAACCAAGGGGGUCACGGCUAUAAUCAAGGAGGUCAAAGUUAUAACCGAGGUGGCCAAGACAACAGAGGUAGCCAAGACAACAGAGGGUCAAGGCAUAACCAGGGAGGCUUCAGACACCAGUCUCCUAACGACAGGAACCAAGGAUACAGGAAUAACCAAGGAUACAGCAGCAACGGUAGCCACGGGUAUAGCAGUCAGGGUGGCAGCAGGUGGCGUUGAUAUGUUUGUAAAUAGAAUGGCAGAUGAAGAAAUUUGUGUAAAUUUUGAAGCAAGAAUGUUUUGCAGCAAGAAUGGAAUGAGAGAAGUAUGCAAUUACAUGAACGUGACAAUGAUUUAAUGACGAUUCGUCUGUGGCAGUUCUAAGAUGAUCAAAUAUGGUAGGAUAAAUAAUUUUUAGAUAAUUAUAAUUGGAACGUCUUGUACCUGGUUGGCAAACAAUUGACGGUAUUCUCACGUUUGAUAACAUGAUGCUUUGUAAAAACGUAGAUCCUUCUGUCUGGUGAGUAAAGUUGAUUUUCCCUUGAAAACCAACAAAUGACAAAGAAAAUGUAUGGAUUUGUCAGCUGUCAUGGGAUUUAUACUAUAUUUUAAAAA